AGCGUCGUUGCUCGUUGAACUCGCGGAAUUCGGAUCGGGCAGAAAUAUAAAAAAUAAGCAGCUGAAACCGUAUACUUAAUACGCACGCGUGUGUGUAGCUUGCAAAAAAAAAAAAAAUAAAUAAAACAAGAAAAAUAUAAACAAAACUACAUGCUACGUCAGAAGCCUACAAACAAAAGAUAUGAACGCAGUGCUGACGUCGCCGCCAAGUGAUUUGCGUGCACCUCAAGGGGAGGAGAACUGCAUCCGAGGCCCUCUCUCUUUCGGAUCAGCAGUGCCUUGAGAUUGCCGCUCUCGAAGUGAACGUUCCGAUGUGUCUAAUUACACAAGCUUUUGGAAAAAUCAACCCAAUGACAGUCUAAGCUGAAGAUAGAGGAAAAACGACUUGAUUAACGACCUGAACAUCAGCAUAAUGAGCUCCCAAAGAACUGGCUUCGUCCUGGACGCCAAGUCCAUGGGUCUCAAAGGGGUCUCGAGCCCGCCAUCGCCACCGUCCACCAAUUGCUUGUGUGAGCCCUGCCCGGAGCCGGAGGAGGACUGCCCAAGUGUCGGCAGUGCCACGCAAGUCCUGGCGCGUGAAGAAGGAUCAGAGCUGGAGGCCUGUGGAAGCAAUGCCCAGUGCAAUUCCAGCACGGAGGCCCUGCCCACGGAAUACUAUCGCAGCCUGCUCCAAAAACUAAUACAGGAGGCUGGCGAUGCUGGCCAGGUGAAUUUCGAGCUGAACAGCAUAUUCCUCAAGCGGCUGGGCGAGAUCGAUGGCCUGAAUGAAGAUUGUGGUGAUACUAUGUUUAGCACCCAACUGCGUCUGGUGACCUUCCAGGAGUGGGUGGACUUUUUGCUCCACGUGAACAGCGUGAUCCUGGGCAAUAUGUCCGAGUUGGAGGAUGAGGCCUAUAGCAAAAUAGUCUCUUACUUUAACUCCAUGCAGGGACAACAGCAACAGGCCCUGGAUGAGAAUCGCAAGCUGCGGAGAGAUCUUUGCACGCUUAUCAAAUUCGUGCAGACCGGCUACCACCGCAGCAGCUGGGAGGGCAUCAAGGAGGUAUCGCUGGAGACCAUGACUGUCAAUCAGUUGCUGGGCAUGAAACCGGAUCAGGUCCUGCCGGAGAGCGAGAGCGAGAAGAUGGCCGAGUGCAUGAAGUCGCUGGUCAACGAGAUGGCGGAAAAGCAUGACGAGAUAGUCCACCUGAAGACACAGCUUGCCAAUUUAGAUGAGGUUGUGCUUACGGCCAGGCAGAAAUUGCUUUUCAAGGAUCAGUGCAUAGCCCAGCUUAACCAGCAGCUACAGGAAGUCACUCAGAAACUAGCCAGCAUGCCCACGACCGACGCCGAGUCCUCCGCGGAAGUUACCGACAAUCCUGAGCAAACCUCAGGGGAGAGCAAGGUGGACGCAACCACCAGCAUUUCGAUCACCAACUGCAUGCUCCAGGAUCUAGCGAUCCAAGAUUAUAGGGAGACUGAGAUGCUCCGCAUACUGGACAACGAGCUUAACGAGUUCCUCCUCAUGCACAACAUUCAUGAGCACCAGACUAUGGAGUCCUGGCGGAGACGUCUAGCCUGCUUGUACGAGAAGUUGAGUUCUGAGCGCGAUGACACAGUGAAAAAACUGGAAAACAUUCGCAGUCAGCUGAGUCUUCUUCAGGCGGACGUGGAUCGUUCCGGUCUGGUCUUUAAUCAUCCCCCGCCUUCAACUGUUGAUGUAGACUCCAAGAUGGUGGAAUGUCUCAGGGGGCGAAUGGAUACCCUCACUCAACGCAAUCGGGAGCUGCAAGAGAAAUACCUACGCCUAGAUACCGAGACCAAAAUACUGCAGACAAAGUUUGAGUUUCAAAACGGACUAAAUGAGAGGAAUUCGCAUAUUUUAAAGGAGAUCGCUGACUUUAUUAGCAAACUGCUUCCUAUCGAAUUUUCCUAUCAAACCAUGUACUCUGAAACUUCAACUGAAAAUCCAUUCUGCGAGGCCAUCAAAGAGAUACUAGACCGACAGAGAUCCAGCGAAGAGCUGAGGAAUAAGACAUGUAACGAACGCCUUGCCUGCCAAAUCCAAGGACUACAGGACACAGUGAAGGAUCGCGAUGGUCAGAUAGCGGAUCUGCAGUCCAUGAUCCAGAGCUACUCCGAUGUAAGCGAGAAUAAUCGACUCAAGGAGCAGAUACACGAACUCAAACUAAAGAACAGUAAUCAAGGCCGUCAGAUUCGCGAACUUGAGGGUGCAGUUAAGAGCAACGAACAGGAGCGAAGGGAGCUGGCCAGCAAAUAUCAAAACCUAAUGAGUAGUCUUGAGGAGAAGUCCCAGGGACUCAAGGGAGCCGAGCGACAGGUGGAGGGCCUUCAGACCCGUUUAAAUCAGUUGGAGCAGCUGCAGGGCGAGCUCCAAAUGGAGCGCAAUGUCCUGCGGGAUGAGGUGGUUGCCCUCAAGGAGAAGGAGGCCGUUUCAGCGGGUCGCGAGCGAGCUCUCGUUGACCAACAACGACUGGGUCACAUGGAGCUAGAAAAAAUGCGACACCACAUUAGGGAUAUGCAGUGCCAACUGCAGCAGGAGGAGUCCCAGCAUCGGGAAAACGUACGGCAGCUGGAGAAGACCAAAGUUUCGAUUCAGGAAAAGAUGAGCGUCCUCUCCGCCGAUUGCCAGCGGAUGCAGAUGCGACUAAAGCAACAGUUCGACGUUAACCAACAGCAAGGCCAGAUCAUCGAGUCGUUCCGAAAGUGGAAAGAAGCCCAGGUUAGGUCCGACGACGCGAUGAGGCAACGCGCCAAGGAGGCUGAGAAUAAAAUUAGCAUGCUGGUGGAGGAGAAUCAAUCGCUGGUCAAGGACUACCGUUGCGUCUACAGAGACUACCAGGUUUUGGAGCAGGAGCUGCAGCGGGUGAAGCAGGCGAUCAACUAUGCGCCCACCUCAUCGAUGGGCUACCCUCCAUCGCCAUCGGGUCGAAUGGACCCCGAGGCGGGCAAUGAAAUGGCCAGGCGCCUGCAGAGCAUGGCCAGCACCUCCCAGCGCAUCUCCAAUCAGUACCGAACACUUAACGAUGUCCAAGCGACUGUGGUGCCCCAGUACCAGCACAACAAGAACCAGCCAAGGCCCGCCAGAUCCUCGGAUGAUGUGUCCUAGGCCUUCCCUACAACAAUUUUCACUUGAUUUACACCCACGCCAUAAGGCCGACUACAUAAUCGAGUCGUGCAUAUUGUAAAUUCCUUGUAAAUUUUAGUAGAA
Messenger RNA from Drosophila kikkawai, 3211 nucleotides. RefSeq names its product yuri gagarin (gene yuri). Lineage: Eukaryota; Metazoa; Arthropoda; Insecta; Diptera; Drosophilidae. Gene Ontology annotation, biological process: protein localization to nuclear envelope; heterochromatin formation; nuclear pore localization. Gene Ontology annotation, molecular function: structural constituent of cytoskeleton. The record is from RefSeq and is a predicted model, not a curated record. Gene Ontology annotation, cellular component: nuclear envelope; nuclear lamina.